This is a messenger RNA of Cercospora beticola, 1496 nucleotides long. It is a transcript of the gene HEM2, whose product is annotated as porphobilinogen synthase HEM2. The record is from RefSeq and is a predicted model, not a curated record. Gene Ontology annotation, molecular function: zinc ion binding; porphobilinogen synthase activity. Gene Ontology annotation, biological process: heme biosynthetic process. Gene Ontology annotation, cellular component: cytosol. Lineage: Eukaryota; Fungi; Ascomycota; Dothideomycetes; Mycosphaerellales; Mycosphaerellaceae.
GAACCACAAAAGUCGACGAUACCGCCGCGGUAAGGAAGUGGGAAACAUUGCUCAGCUGCUUCCUGUCAGACUGCUUCAGCUCCUUCGAAAUUCUGUCGCCAUCGCACACCGCCGACUACUUCGCCUAUACAAGUUGCUCACAGGUCCCUCCUUCCACGUAGACCCUCUUCAGCCGCGGCUACGAGCGCAAUUGGAAUAGACCAAGCAUAAGAGGGGCAGUUCCUCUCUGACUCUCGCCGAGUACACAGUACACAUCAAACAUAACACUCGCACGACAACCGCCGCUAUGUCCUUUUCCAACUUGGUCAACGAUCUGUCCCGCCGCGAACGACCGAAUUCGGACAACACAAUCAUAUCUCGCAACUCCCAGCAGGAUACCCGAUCCACAUACUCUCGAGCACGAUCGUACGCCUCGACAGCAGCCACGAGUGUCAGCAUAAGCGGCGACAUUUCCAGCCAGCUUCAUGGAGGCUACUCACAUCCAUUGGCAAGAGCAUGGCAAGCAGAGCGGCAAUUGACCAAGAGCAUGCUCAUCUACCCGCUCUUCAUCACGGACAACCCAGAUGAGAUGACCGGCAUUCCAAGCCUGCCGAACCAAAAGCGCAUGGGUCUGAACAGGGUCGUGCCAUUCCUACAACCUCUUGUCGCAAAGGGGCUGAAGAGCGUGAUUCUGUUCGGUGUGCCUCUUGCACCAACAGCUAAGGAUGCUCUGGGCACCGCAGCAGACGACCCGCAAGGACCUGUAAUCUCUGCGAUCCGCUUGAUCAGGAAGGCCUUCCCGCAAAUGUUCAUUACUGCGGAUGUAUGUCUUUGCGAAUACACAUCUCAUGGACACUGCGGUAUCCUGCACGAGGACGGCUCCCUCAACAAUGCUCUUUCGGUAGACAGAGUCUCAGACGUCGCGAUCGCAUAUGCUGAAGCUGGUGCCCAUUGUGUGGCGCCUUCCGAUAUGAACGACGGACGUAUCCGAGCAAUCAAGCUCAAGCUCAUCGAAGCUGGCAUUGCGCACCGAAUAGUGCUCAUGUCAUACUCGGCCAAAUUCAGCGGCUGUCUGUACGGACCUUUCAGAGAUGCCGCGGGCUCAUGUCCCAGCUUUGGCGACAGGAAAUGCUACCAAUUGCCACCCGGGGGACGAGGACUUGCACGGAGAGCGAUCGAGCGAGAUAUCAGCGAAGGUGCAGACAUCAUCAUGGUGAAGCCGGCGACACAAUAUUUGGACAUCAUUUCGGACGCGAAGGAGAUUGGCAAGAACAUGCCAGUGGCUGCAUACCAUGUGAGCGGAGAGUACGCAAUGAUUCAUGCGGCUGCAAAGGCAGGAGUGUUUGAUCUGAAGACGAUGGCAUUCGAGGCUACAGAGGGUAUUCUGAGAGCGGGCGCAACGAUUGUGGUCUCGUACUUCACGCCCGAAUUUUUGGACUGGCUGGAGACAUGAGAGAGUCAGCUACAGCGAAACAGUAUGUAGAGCACUUUCAAUUUUGAUCGCAUUUCCGCUCCUG